Mytilus trossulus (common blue mussel) is the source of this 1093-nucleotide messenger RNA. Its product is annotated as neurogenic locus notch homolog protein 1-like. NCBI's taxonomy places the organism in Eukaryota, Metazoa, Mollusca, Bivalvia, Mytilida, Mytilidae. Gene Ontology annotation, molecular function: calcium ion binding. The transcript has 7 exons. The record is from RefSeq and is a predicted model, not a curated record. Bases 27 to 1082 code for a protein of 351 amino acids.
GCUGUGUUCAUGGAGCCGCCGUGCAGAUGAAUUGUGUUGAAGGACUACAUUGGUCUGUUACUCUUUCAACAUGUGCUUACCCAGCAGAUGCUAAUUGUACUCCGAUGUCAGUUGAUGGUGGAUGGACUGAUUGGAGUUGGAGUAAAUGUUCAGUGUCAUGUGGAAGUGGGACACAAACAGGGAGCAGAUCUUGUACAAACCCAGCACCACUGCAUGGGGGAAAUGCAUGUGUUGGGGAAACAACAAAAGUUCAGGAGUGUAAUUCUUACCUCUGCCAAGAUGGCCAAUGCUUGACUGUGAGAUGUGAUAGCUGGCAGUAUGCUAGACAUGAAUGCGAAGUUACAGGCCUGACAUCUAAUAGCUUGUUGUACAGUAUGACGCUGUUAAAACAAUACUCUCCUAUUUCGGACGGUGAAUGCACAGAUGGUUAUUCCUUUGGAUAUAAUACAACAGGAGUGUGGGUAGAUGAAGGAUGUCGGGCAGAUUUCAGUGUUUGCUUAAUACCAGAGUAUAAUGACUGUGGUUCUGAUCCAUGCCAGAAUGGUGCCUCUUGUGAGGAUGGACCUGGAACAUAUACAUGUACAUGUGAGGGAUACUUUAGUGGAAUCAAUUGUGAACAUCGAAUUGAAUGUCCUGAACCAGAAGAUGUCGGAAAUGCUACAAUGAACAUGACUGGAAUUUCUCCAACUGAUACCGUUAGUUAUACUUGUGAUGAGUAUUACAAACGUAAAGACGGUGAUAUGUACAGGGUUUGUCAAAUUAAUGGAGAAUGGAAUGGAACACUUCCAUCAUGCGAACUGAUUGAUUGCGGCAGACCAGAAGAACAUUCCACCACGCAAUUGCAAUUGUUUGAAACAGGUCCAGGACAGAUCGCCACCUACGUCUGCAAAGAAGAGUCACCGGUCCUCGCUGCAGGCAAUCUGACAAGAACAUGUCUAAUGAUUGGUGAAUGGGACGGCCAGACACCUGAAUGUAUGAUGCAUCCAGGUGCACUUCAGUCAAAGGCUUCCAGUUUUAAUUUCUCCUGGAUAAUGCUGAACACUAUCAUAUUAAUAGGAGUGGCUAUGCAAAUUGCAAAUUAACAGGACGGUGA